AUGUCGUUAACAUUGAAGCUCUCCUCCCUGGUAAUCAGGACAUUGUCCAAGCCAAUUGCUUCUCAAAUCAAAGCCCAAGCCCGCGAACAUGAACGAUUUCGCAAGGUCUGUGUCUCUAUGGCCCAGGCUCUUCACCGAUUUGAUAUGCGUCUCCGACUAGGCACUCUCCGAGAUAGUGCCGCGUCACAACGUCGAGCCGCCGCCGAAGCAGAAGCUCGAAAACACAAGCCUUCAAUGCCCACUGUUCGAAAUGCCGCCGAUACGAAAGCUGCAGAGGAGGCAGAGGCCAAGGCCAAGGCUGCGGCAGAGGAGGCAGCCAAACCCCACCACUAUCAUAUCCGUCCCCUUUCCGAGUCUAAAGCCAUCGAGUCCGGUGCCAACUUCAUCUCCGAAUCCUUCCUCUUCCUUGUUGCUGGCAGCCUGAUCCUCUUUGAGUCGUGGCGGGCACGGAACAAGGAAAGCACACGACGAGAAGGCGUGGAGGGAAGACUAGCAGAGCUGGAAAAGUCUGAAGAAGCGGCACGUGAAGCUCUGGUGGCACUAGAGAAGGAGCUACUCCAGCUAAGAGCGAAGCACGGCGACUUGCCCAAGUUGUCUACGAAGAGGAUUCUAUCUCCUGAGAUAUAUGAACAAGCCCCAGAGUCAGAAGCGCCACUCGUCGCACAGGGGUGGCUGUCACGCCUUUCCUCGUACAUUCCGUUUGGUCAACUUGUCGAGACGACCGAGUCUGCGCCUAAUACCCAGCCCACAACAGAAAAGCCUGCCUCAAUAACCCAAAGUUUGGACCUGUCUGCUACAUCGACUAGUCAGAACCCAUCUGCAUCGCAGAAGUCGUGA
Molecule: messenger RNA, 837 nt
Organism: Penicillium griseofulvum
Lineage: Eukaryota; Fungi; Ascomycota; Eurotiomycetes; Eurotiales; Aspergillaceae
Product: OPA3 family protein
Exons: 2
Coding region: 1-837 (278 amino acids)
Biological process (GO): regulation of lipid metabolic process
Cellular component (GO): mitochondrion
Source: RefSeq, a predicted model, not a curated record